Coffea eugenioides is the source of this 327-nucleotide messenger RNA. RefSeq lists its product as uncharacterized. The coding region runs from base 1 to 327 and encodes 108 amino acids. NCBI's taxonomy places the organism in Eukaryota, Viridiplantae, Streptophyta, Magnoliopsida, Gentianales, Rubiaceae. The record is from RefSeq and is a predicted model, not a curated record. The transcript has 2 exons.
AUGAAUAUCGAGGAGGGCGGAAUUCAAAGAAAGUUGCAAUUACAAGAAUUGGAGGAGAUUCAAAAUGAAACAUACGAGAACGCAGUGAUUUAUAAGGAGAAUAAUAAGAUAUUUCAUGACCAACAAAUUUCUAGGAAGACAUUUGUCUGCGGGCAAAAAGUUCUACUGUACCACUCAAAAUUGAACCUAUUUCCAGUCGAGAUCCAGAGUUUGAAAACGGAGAAGAAAUUUGUAGUGAAUGGUCACUGUCUCAAGCCGUAUCAUGAAGGGUUUCUGAUUGAACGGGUGGAGAUGGUGCAACUGGAAGACCCGAUUCGCUUAGUUUAA